AUGUGUUCUCGAAACGAAGAUAUUCUGCUUGACAUUACAGUUUUACCAAAAGAUAUUUUUGAACGUGUUGAUCAUAAAUUUUAUGAUGUUGUUAAAUCAGUAGCAGGUGAUUCAUUAGCAGAGAUUUUAAAAAUACAAUCGAUUAACUCUGUUGGAAAAUUAUUGAAUACUCCUGAUGCAUUUGCAUUUUUUCAAUAUGAUUCAGAAGAAACUGAUGCUAUUAAACUUGAAAUAUCAUUAAAACAAAAACAAGAAUUAGCAUCGAAUGAAAAAACAGAAAAUUAUUCAAACUAUAUAAAUGAUGAAUUCCUCGAUAAUCAUCCGUUAUUAAAGUCAUUGAUAAAAUGGUAUCAAUUAAAUGAUUUAGAUGAUGUUAAGCAAACAAAUCGAUUUUUAGUAUCAUUUAUAGACAAUUUAAUAAACAACUGUACACAAUCUCCGAAUAAUUUUAGACAUAGUGAAUCAAUUAAAAAUUUUGCCAUAUGCUUAUAUGUUCUCGGUGGCAAACAAACCUAUGAAUUUAUUUGUUUAAAUCUUUAUGGUUCUAUUCCUAAUUUAACAACACUUGGUGAAUUAAUUAAAAACUCAGACACUGCCUCUAGUGAAGCAGAAUUUAACUUUGGAUCUCUUUGGCACUGUCGUUCACACUUUGGUUUUUGUUCUGAAGACAUCACAGGGAUCAUUCGUAAAGUUGAAUAUAACUCAAAAACAAAUUCUUUCGUCGGGUUUGCAACUCCAAUUAAUCAUGAGAUUCCAUUACCAAAAUUCUAUCAAGCUGAUACGUUUAAUGAAUUGAAAACAAUUUAUGAAACAAAUGAGAUGGCACCACUGUUAAAUGUACACAUGUUUCAAAGUAUACCAACUGAAGAUAAUGCAACUCGUAUUCCAAGACCAUUGUUAUUAUCAGCGUAUGGUGUUGACAAUAAGAUUACUGCAAUAAAUGUAUUAAAUCGAUGGAUGUAUAUUUUUCAACAUUGUUUGCAACAAAAUGUCUGUAUCAUUGGAUUUUCUACAGGUAGAUUUUAA
Messenger RNA from Rotaria sp. Silwood1, 1026 nucleotides. NCBI's taxonomy places the organism in Eukaryota, Metazoa, Rotifera, Eurotatoria, Philodinida, Philodinidae. The record is from the annotation of a GenBank genome assembly.